Messenger RNA from Perca fluviatilis (European perch), 1059 nucleotides. Its product is annotated as carbohydrate sulfotransferase 12-like. Gene Ontology annotation, cellular component: membrane. The record is from RefSeq and is a predicted model, not a curated record. Bases 1 to 948 code for a protein of 315 amino acids. Gene Ontology annotation, molecular function: sulfotransferase activity. NCBI's taxonomy places the organism in Eukaryota, Metazoa, Chordata, Actinopteri, Perciformes, Percidae. The transcript is spliced from 6 exons. Gene Ontology annotation, biological process: carbohydrate biosynthetic process; proteoglycan biosynthetic process.
AUGGCACCAUGCAGAGGAUUUCUGCUGCUCAUGGGAUUUUUGGGAUCUAUGUUUCUCAUAAUGAUGUUCCGAUGGGAUGGGUUACCAGAUAUGAGAGCAGAGAGGAUCCCUGAGCAGCAGGAACUGAGAAAGAAGCUGCUAAGAGAAACGUGUGAUGGUGACAGAGACGCAUUUACUGAGGGCAAGCACAGUUUAGAUGACUUGAGUAUCAAAGCGCUGGAGAACCUAAUUGUGGAUGACAAACACUGCAUCAUCUACUGUUACAUUCCCAAGGUGGCAUGUACCAACUGGAAGAGGGUAAUGUUUGUCCUGAACCAGACUGAGCCGUAUCCUGAUCUCAUGUCCACAUCUGGUGACUUGGUCCACGAAUACAGCACGCUCACUCACUUAAACAGCUUCCCAAGACCAGAGAUUAAGGUCAUGUGGAUGUUUGUCCGGGACCCAUUCACCCGACUCAUCUCCGCCUACCGAGACAAGUUCCAGCGGCACAAUGAGUACUACUAUCUAAACUUUGCCUGGGACAUUCUGCGCCUGUACGCCAACUUGACUAAUCCACCACAGACAGUGGACAAGGCAUUUGCAUCCGGGGUACACCCCUCAUUUUACAACUUCAUUCAGUACUUGCUGGACCCGCGGACAGAGGACAAGCAGCCCUUUGAACCCCACUGGAGGCAGAUGUACCGCCAGUGCCAGCCCUGCCUCAUCCAGUAUGAUUUCCUUGGCCAUCAGGAGACUCUUCAACAGGACGCUCAACAGCUGCUGAGGAUGUUAAAGCUGGAGAACGACAUCAAGUUCCCUCCUUCCUAUGAAAACAUGACUUCCCCUUCUUCUGUGUCGGAGUGGUUCAGCACAGUGCCUCUAGAGGACAGGAGGAAGCUGUACCAGCUCUAUGAGAAGGACUUCAGGCUUUUUGGCUACAGAAGGCCUGGAGAAUUGCUUGAUGGUUGAAAUGAAGUUAUGAUUUGGAUUUCACUCUUUCCUUUAAAAACUCAACUCAUGGCCAAUGACACUGUCUGUGUUUCUGGCUGCAUGGCCCUCUUCUCUUCACUCCUCGCGUAG